Orussus abietinus is the source of this 2215-nucleotide messenger RNA. It is a transcript of the gene Df31, whose product is annotated as zinc finger E-box-binding homeobox 1. The record is from RefSeq and is a predicted model, not a curated record. The transcript has 3 exons. The coding region runs from base 179 to 553 and encodes 124 amino acids. NCBI's taxonomy places the organism in Eukaryota, Metazoa, Arthropoda, Insecta, Hymenoptera, Orussidae.
CAGAGCCUAGGGACUCGGGCGAAUCAGUGAGCGAGUCCCUCUGCCAUUUGCGCUUCGGUACGCGGCAGUAGUGUUGCCCGGUUUCCCAGUGCGUCCCGCAGUCCGUGCGUCCCGCGAGCCACCUCCGGUGUAUUUCCCAGCCGAGUGUCCCCGAGAAGUCCAGCGAGCUCGAAACGCGAUGGCCGAUACCGAGCCCAAGGAAACCAAGAUCGCCUCCACGCCGGAGAAGAAAGUCGUGGAGGAGGAGAAGAAGGUCGUAGAGGAGGUCGACGAGGACUCGAAGACGUCGGAGAAUGGCGACGUCAAGGAGGCGAAGGAAAACGGCUCCGUGGAGGAGAAGGACGUAGAGGAGAAGGAGGCAGAGUCCACCGAGAACGGCGACUCGACCGAGACUCCCGCCGUAGACGCCGGCUGUAUAAAGAGAAAAUCGGCGGCCGGUCUGGAGGUGGCGGCGGACACGUCCGCGGACGGGGCAAGUCCCGAGAAGAAGGCGAAGCUCGAGGAGAAGCCCGUGGAAGCGGAGAGCAACGGUGACGCGGAAGCUAAGGCCUAAUAUUAUCUCGUUCUCGCUGUUCACAGACCCAACCGAUAGACACAGUUUCGAGAUCUAUGCGUUAACGACAUGAUACUACAUAAUCACCUGUGUGCCGUCACAAAAGGGACGAAGUGUCGAUGGCAAAACUCUGAUAUUGUUUAACCGUUGCGUCUCUUCGCGUCGAGAGUGCGAGCGCGUUUGUUCGCUGCGACUCGCAAGUCGGGGACCGUACCGAUUCGGUUGCCGUUUUCAUUAGCGUUCUACUUAGAAACAAUAUCUUGUCACCGCGAAAGUCCGCGCGACGACGUGCGCGCGACAGAGACACGUACACCUACACACACGCAACCCGCGCACACGUUUACCUACUGUUAUAUUUUUAAAUUAAGGACUAAUAGGAGUAAUGUUAGAUAUACUGUAUUCGUACCUCGGGGGAGGAGCACGCGGUGCUGGAGGUGAGAGAGAGAGCGCCGUUCCGAGAUGCUCGGCUGCUCCCACUAGGCUGGGCCCCCCCCUUGGUACGAAUGCGACGAAAGAUAGACGAACUUGCGAUAUCAGAGGCAAAAGAGAACUUAUUUUUCUGUGAGCUAAAAUACAUUCCUGCGACACAAUUUGGCAAACCCGUUGUAAUUAACGUGACAACUGUUUAAGGCAUACUAUUUAUACGAUUUCGACCCUGCACGCGCGCGCGAGAGAGAGAAUAAAGGGGAGAAAGGAAGAGAAAAGGGGACCACCAUUGGUGCAACAAUGGCCCCUGUGUGAACCUCUUUGCUUGGAAACACCGCGGACAUCCAUGCCUUUUAACGUUACACUUCUUGGCAUCUGACAAUCCUUUCGUUCAAGAUUGUGCACAGUGUCGGGCGUAUGUUUCGAUUUAGGUUACUUGACGGAAUUUUCGCUCCUCGAGGGGGACAACUUUCGAGCGACUCGAUUGCUUUAAUUUAUUUUACUUUACUUUUAUUUACUUUUCCUUUUUUUUUUAUUUCUCGUUUCGUGGGGUCAACACUCUUUUGACGUUUAAAAUGUCUCAGCGGUGCGCAUGGAACUUGAAUAAAAAGAUUGUCGAGGCGACGCAGUUAGAGGUUCCUUCUUUUCUUUCGUUAAGCUUUUUUUUUUUCUUCCGUUAGACUUCGGGCACAUUGAUUUAACUGUCAUAUUAUUCACCACGGUGCGAUACCUGCAUUUAUAUGUACCUUCGAAAGGUUUCGCGGUCGACGUACUGGCAAAAGUUAGUGUAAAAAUAAUUUAAUGGAGACGAUGUGUAACCCUGUGAAAUAGAGUUGUCCUUCCAGUACGUAGAUUUAGCAUUUUGAUUUGGUGUCGAUCUUUGCGGAACGGUCGUGGUAACCUGUGAACUUUAAAUUAGACCAAAUACUGCCAUCUCGAUCCUUUUUUUUUUUUUACGUCCGAUCAUUUGAAACGCCGAGGUUUGCGCUCGGAACACGCUAGCUCAUGAACUUAUCGUACAAAAGUAACGGGGUCUAUAACAAUAGAGUAAAACAGCUACCUAAUGUUAAAAACAAAAAAUAAACUAACGACUACGAAGUAAAUAUUAUUACCCACUAACAAAGGAUAUUCAAUGUACAGGAUAAUAUAUAUUUGUGUAACUCGAUGUGUUCGCUACUACAGAUAAAAUAAAACUGGUUCUCUAGUAUGGCAAUAAAACACCCGUUUUAACCAGUA